AUAGUCUAGUCUGGGUCUCUGGAGACCAAGGACAACCAUCUUGCACAUCCCUGACAUCACUGGUAAGAGUUUUAAACUGCUCUGCCUGGCUGUGGACCACACACAUCAUUCACCUGCCUGCAAAGUGCCCAGUGGCUCUGCCUCCUCUCCCAGCUCUCUUCCUGAAGUGCUUCUUGGGCUCAGAGAGCACAUUCUCCUAGACUUCCAGAAGCCGGAGCCAGGACAUGGCCUCUUCUAAAGCUGUGGUUCCACCUCUCCCACUGUGCCACGGGGCAGAAAAGAGGAGAGAGUUAAUACCCCAAAUGGUAACUGUUUCUGGGCAUGUACGUGGAACUUGGUUCUCUCGUGAAUUCUUCAAUGAAGACUCAGUGGCUGUUGAGGACGUGGCUGUGGACUUUUCCCAGGAAGAGUGGGCCUUGCUGGAUCUUGCCCAGAGGAAACUCUACAGAGACGUGAUGAUGGAAACUUUCAGGAACCUGACAUCAGUAGUUGCCGGAAACCUUGAUAAUGGAGAAAAACUAUCCACUGAAAAUACAAUACUAGGGUUCAUGAAAAAUGAUACCAUGGUAGGAGAAAGCUGUGAAUCACAUGUCAUUGAAGAUCAGAAUAACAUUCGGAACACAUAUGAGAGAGGACACGUAGAGGAGAAUGUCUUUGAAAAUAAUGAUGACAAUCAGUGUGGACAGACCCUCAACUGGAUUCCAGAUCUUUCUGUACUCAAAAAAACUCUUAUGGAAGCGUAUCCUUCAGUAUGCCUGCGGUGUGGAAAAUCCUCCAUGAAUCAUUCAUUACUUAGGCGUCAUAUCAGUUCAUACUCUGAAUGCAAUGCCUACCAGUACACAGAUUUCAGAGGAGUCUGCAGUUGUCCUCCUUACCCCAGGACUCCUGUGAGGACUCUUACUGGGGAGAAAGCCUAUGAAUGUAAGGAAUGUGGCAAAACCUUUCGCCAUUCUUCAAACCUCACGACACAUAUGAGGAUUCACAGUGGAGAGAGACCUUAUGAGUGUAAGGAAUGUGGGAAAACCUUUGGUUGGUCCUCAAACUUGACCAAACAUAUGAGUACUCACACUGGAGAGAAGCCUUAUGAAUGUAAGCAGUGUGGGAAAGCUUUUAGUCACUCCUCACAGCUUACGAUACAUUUAAGAAGUCACAGUGGAGAGAGGCCACAUGAAUGUAAGGAAUGUGGGAAAACCUUCAAUUGGCCAUCAGAGCUCAGUACACAUAUCAGAAUUCACAGUGGGGAGAGGCCUUAUGAAUGUAGGGAAUGUGGGAAAGCCUUCACUUGGCCUUCAAGCUUAAAUAAACAUAUGAGUAUUCACACUGGAGAGAGGCCUUAUGAAUGUAAGGAAUGUGGGAAAGCCUUCAGUCGCUCCUCAGAGCUCACUUUACAUAUAAGAAGUCACAGUGGAGAGAGGCCUUAUGAAUGUAAGGAAUGUGGGAAAACUUUUAAUAGGCCAUCACACCUCACUACACAUAUCAGAAUUCACAGUGGAGAGAGGCCUUAUGAAUGUAGGGAAUGUGGCAAAGCCUUUUCUCAUUCUUCAAUCCUCACAAGACAUAUGAGGAUUCACAGUGGAGAGAAGCCUUAUGAAUGUAAUGAAUGUGGCAAAGCCUUUACUCACGCCUCAACCCUCAAUCAACAUAGGAGAAUUCACAGCGGGGAGAGGCCUUAUGUGUGUAAGGAAUGUGGCAAAGCCUUUACUCAUUCCACAACCCUCACUCAACAUAGGAGAAUACACAGUGGAGAGAGGCCUUAUGAAUGUAAGCUGUGUGGGAAAACCUUCAGUUGGCCAUCACACCUCACUACACAUAUGAGAAGUCACAGUGGAGCAAGGCCAUAUGAAUGUAGGGCAUGUGGCAAAGCCUUUUCUCAUUCUUCUUCUCUCAUUAAACAUAUGAGAAUUCACAGUGGAGAUAAGCCUUUAGAAUAUAAGGAAUGUAGCAAAAUCUUUCCUUGGUCCUCACUCUUUACUAAACAUAUGCAAACUCACCAUGAAGAGGAGCCUUAAGUAAGGAUUGUUUGACACAAAGGGUUAAUAUUGCAAAUAGAAGAUUCCUGAAAAUGAUAACUGGACAAAGUAUUUCAGUUGAGUAUGAAAGCAACAGAAAUGCAACAAGGGGUUGUAUUAGAGUUACAACAGUAUCAUGGCAAUUGUGCAGCAGUCAUUAUUAUUAUCAUUUAUUCAUCCAACUUCAUAAACAGUUGUGCAGGGAUACACUCUCGAUCCACCCUAAAUUUUACCAUCUUAAGGAUUUUUGAGUCUUACAAGUAAGGCUGCCAUGAGCAUAUAGGGGCUCGUAUUUUUCAAUUUUGUAUUGGUAAUUUGCAUGCAAUAAAAUGCACCAAUCUUAUAUUUGGGUUGAGGUUUUAUUAUUUUGUGAUGUUUUCACAUUUUAGGUGUUUUCUUUCGGUUUUUCUACUUAAAUAUUUUACCCUGUGUAAUUAAUAAGUUUUCAUGGGGAGAUAAUUUUGAGAUUUUGCAAAUAACCUGCUUAUUGAUCUCUUUCCCUCCUCCACCCCUCCAUUAUACCUACUUUAUUUAUUUAUUUUGGUCUUUAAUAUUUUUUAAAUUUUGUAUUGUGAAUUAGGCAAAGGUUUACAGAGCAGAUAAUCGUUUUGAGAUUAAAUAGCUCAUCAUACCUUCCAAUGUCUCAUCCUGUUUCUAUCAUGUUUUCCCAUCUCGUUGAAUAUUGUAUUUCCCUUUACCAAGAGUACACCUGUCUACUCUAUUCUCUGACUUUCCCGCCCACCAGUAAACCAUCGUAGUCUGUUUCUUGUAGGAAAGCCUUUUCUUGACUCUUUAUAAUCAUAGUUUCAUAAAUGAUUUGUUCUUUUG
Molecule: messenger RNA, 2837 nt
Organism: Echinops telfairi (small Madagascar hedgehog)
Lineage: Eukaryota; Metazoa; Chordata; Mammalia; Afrosoricida; Tenrecidae
Product: zinc finger protein OZF-like
Exons: 5
Coding region: 225-2009 (594 amino acids)
Biological process (GO): negative regulation of transcription by RNA polymerase II
Molecular function (GO): DNA-binding transcription repressor activity, RNA polymerase II-specific
Source: RefSeq, a predicted model, not a curated record